ACAGUAUGGAUAUAUAAAGGCAUAUUGUUCAGUGAUUGAAUAAAGCUUGCCUGCAGGUUAAAGAAGACAGGACAUUGAAUAAGUAAGUUGUAGGGAUAUAUUUAAUUGCAUCUGCAACUUUGUGAAGAAUGUGUCAGUGGGAGUAGCCAAAUCAAGAUUAGGAGGAUCCUCAACCGAGGGAUAUUUAAAUAUUGCUUUUUUAUAAUCAGGCACUGGACAUACCAAUUUAGGAACAGUGGAGCAGGCUUGAGGAUUUUAGGGUGCAGGCAUCUCAUUUGUGGAAAUUAAUCAAGAGCUAUGUCAGGCUCCGUGUGGCUUAUUUCGUUUCUGAUUUUAGGCAAAGCCAUGCCAAGCACAUGUGAAACAAUCAGACUGAUGAAUGGUAAAAACUCUUGCUCUGGUCGAGUGGAGGUUUUUUUCUACGAUCAGUACAAAAACGCUCAAUGGGGAACAGUGUGCGAUGAUGGCUGGAGUCUGUCAGACGCUGCAGUGGUGUGUAGAGAGAUGGGAUGUGGAGAUGCUAUAGAGGCAAAUAGCAAUGCUUUUUUCGGAGAAGGUGUUGGAAUAGUAUAUUUGAGCAGUGUGACUUGUUCGGGAAAUGAGGCCACAUUGAGCAAUUGUGGAUCUAAGACAAUGGGAGAGUUUUACUGUGCCCAUUCAAGGGAUGCCGGAGUUGUCUGUAAUUCCCUUGUUAGGCUGGCGAAUGGCACUAACCCAUGUUCUGGACGUGUGGAGGUCCUCAAUGAUGGUCAGUGGGGAACAGUGUGUAGUGAUGGCUGGGAUCUGUCAGAUGCUGCUGUGAUUUGUAAAGAGAUGGGCUGUGGUUCUGUCUCUGGAUCAAAGACGGGGGCUUAUUUUGGCCAGGGAUCAGGGCCUGUGUGGCUCAGUGAUGUUCAGUGUUCUAAUUCUGAAUCCACGCUGAGACAGUGUGUUUUAAAUGGAUGGGGACAAAACUCAUGCGGACAUGAGAAGGAUGCUGGAGUUGCCUGUCAGAGCAAACUUAGACUGGCGAAUAACUGGAACUCCUGCUCUGGAAGAGUGGAGAUUUACUAUAAUCAGUGGGGAUACAGUCAGUGGGGAUCAGUGUGUGAUAAUGGCUGGAAUCUGCCAGAUGCCGCAGUGCUGUGUAGAGAUGUGGGAUGCGGAGAUGCUGUGGCAGCAAAAGGUGCUGCUUAUUUUGGUCCAGGUGGAGGACCAGUAUGGCUGGAUAAUAUGAACUGCACUGGAAACGAGUCCACAAUCACUGCCUGUAAGUUCGACAGAGUAGGACAGUACAGUUUAUCGCAUUUGAAGGAUGCAGCAGUCAUCUGCCAAUUUCUUGUUAGGCUAGUAAAUGGCCCUAACUCCUGCUCAGGACGAGUGGAGGUUUUCUUCGAUGGCCAAUGGGGAACGGUGUGUGAUGAUAACUGGGAUCAGUCAGACGCUGCAUCGGUGUGUUCUGAACUGGGCUGUGGAAGUGUUAUAGAGGCAAAAAGCGCUGCUUAUUUUGGACAGGGAUCUGGUCCAGUAUGGCUUAGUGGUGUAAAAUGUGCCACUGGCUCGACUCUGAGAAACUGUGAUUCACAAGGAUGGGGACAAAACAGCUGUGGACAUGAGAGGGAUGCUGGAGUCACCUGUCAGCCAAAAAUGAGACUGGCGAGUGGUGACGGCUCCUGUUCUGGACGAGUGGAGGUUUUCCUCCACAGCCAGUGGGCAACAGUGUAUGAUGAUGGCUGGGAUCUGUCAGAUGCUGCAGUGGUGUGUAGAGAGAUGGGCUGUGGAGAUGCUGCACAGGCAAAGAGUAAUGCUUAUUUCGGACAAGGAACUGGACAAACAUACAUGUCCAAUGUAAACUGUGUUGGAAAUGAGUCCUCACUGAGUGUCUGUGAAUCACUUAAGCCGAAAAGUACUGACCAUUCGAAGGACGCUGGGGUCAUCUGCGACUCUCCUGUCAGGCUCAUUAAUGGAAAUAACUCGUGUUCUGGACGAGUGGAGGUUUUCUAUAGUGGUCAGUGGGGAACAGUGUGUGGUGAUGGCUGGGAUCUGACAGAUGCUGCAGUGCUGUGUAAAGAUCUGGGAUGUGGAGAUGCCAUUGAGGUCAAAAAUGAUAAUUAUUUUGGCCAGGGAUCGGGGCCGGUAUGGCUAAGUAAUCUGCAGUGCUCUAGUACUGAUACAAGGCUGCGAGACUGUAAAUCAAGCGGAUGGAGGAUUGAUAGCUGCGGACAUGAGAACGAUGCAGGAGUUAUCUGUCAUGAUAACGUUAGGCUGGUCAACGGCUUCAAUCCCUGUUCUGGACGAGUGGAGGUUCUCCUUAAUGGUCAGUGGGGAACAGUGUGUGAUGACGGCUGGGAUGAGGCAGAUGCUGCGGUGGUGUGUAAACGGCUGGGCUGCCGCUCUGUUCUGGAAAUAAAAAAAGCAGCUUAUUUUGGACAGGGCUCAGGAACAGUGUGGAUGAAUAAUGUGAGCUGUUUUGGGGAUGAGUCUGCAUUGACGAGCUGUUCAUACACACGCAGUCCAACAAGCUGUGGCCAUGAGAAAGAUGCUGGAGUCAUCUGCGGAUAUUUUAAUAUCUUUUUGAGGAUUGAAGUGAAGGCUGUGGCUGGACUCGACCCAAACACUGCUGCAAUCAUGAAUAAACUUUCCACUGAGAUAGGAACGAAAGUGCCAAUACCUGUUAAUGGAACGCUGAUAACUCAGGCUGAUGGAAAAGUCUUCCAUGAGAGAAAAAAAACUGCACCCUGACAGCCUGGUCAUCUUGUGCAUUCAGAGGAACAAGGAAAUCAGAUAGGAAACUUAAUGGCUUAUAUUUCUUAUAUAACCUCAUAUUUCUUCAUAUAUAACUCUUAUUUUUGUUUUCCAAUGUAAGUGUGAUAUUUAUUUUUAGACACUGACAGUGUUUAGAUACUGAUAAAGUAUCUUUUUGGGUCACGUCCUGCUAACCAGGAUUUAAAAUAGGUAUAAUUCAUCUGUUAGGAAUAAUUAUUGCAAGAGCUACUAUUUAAUACAUCACUGUGGAAAUGGUAAACACUGUAAUUGUAAACUAUUAUAAGCAUAAUAUAAUUGUAAAGUAUGAAAGUUUUUGGACACACUUUAUUUUGACGGUCCAUUUGAGUAUUAGUAGACUGUCU
This is a messenger RNA of Danio rerio (zebrafish), 3107 nucleotides long. Lineage: Eukaryota; Metazoa; Chordata; Actinopteri; Cypriniformes; Danionidae. The record is from RefSeq and is a predicted model, not a curated record.